Menidia menidia (Atlantic silverside) is the source of this 1818-nucleotide messenger RNA. NCBI's taxonomy places the organism in Eukaryota, Metazoa, Chordata, Actinopteri, Atheriniformes, Atherinopsidae. The record is from the annotation of a GenBank genome assembly.
CUGAGCACACCGGCUCUGCCCCGAUUCAGCAGAACGGAGGACGCAACUGGGAAGCAUAGAAAUAAACCCCGGCACGAUAAGGGCUCCGGUUCCUGGUCGAGUGUUGCGGAUAACGGUGAACUGCUGGCUCUGGCCCAGGCUGCAGCCAUGCCUCUCCUGGAAGAGACCACUCUGCCACAAGAGCACCCACUUACUCUGCCUGUGGUCAUCAUAGGCAAUGGGCCAUCAGGUAUUUGCCUCUCCUACCUGCUGAGUGGAUACAAACCCUUCUUAGACACAGCAACUGUUCAUCCAAACCCGAUUCUGUACAGGAAACUGCAGGAGACCAAGCACCUCCCUAUCACUGAGCAGGAUUUGGAAUAUUUGAGUGAAGGUCUUGAGGGGAGGUCAAGGAAUCCAGUGGCAGUGCUGUUUGAUACACUUCUACAUCCCAAUGCUGACUUUGGUUAUGAGUUCCCUUCUGUCCUGCAAUGGAGGAGAGACAAGCAGCAUCACAUUCCACAUCUGGUUUUGGGAAAGGCAACACCUGGGGGUGCUUGGCAUGCAAUGGAAGGUUCCAUGUUGACCAUCAGUCUUGGCAUCUGGAUGGAGCUUCCCGGCGUAAACUACAGAGACUUAACCAAUGGGAAACGCAGGGAUGUCACCAGUGACAGAGCCACCCCAGAGGAGAUUUCAUCCUAUUACCGUGACUAUGUGAAGCUAAAGGGUCUCCAGAAGAGCUUUGUCGACAACACCUAUGUGACCUCUGUCCAGAAACUCUGUCGGGGACACGAGGUGAAAAGUCUGCAAAAUGGCCACUGUAAUCGAGGAGACAGUGGGGUGGGGGGUGAUGAGAACGAAGGCUUUGAUGGAAAUAGAGAGGAGAGUGUAAACAGUGGAGGAGGGGGGGCUGUCUGGGAGGUAAGGGGAUAUCAACAGGUCCAGAACGACACGCAUGUCCCCUUCACUCUGUUUGCUGAAAAUGUAGUGCUGGCCACUGGUGCGUCUGAUUCGCCAGUGCGACUGGGAGUAGAGGGGGAGGAUCUUCCCUUUGUGUUCCACAGCAUCUCAGAUCUGGGCCUGGCUGUUAGCCAGAGAAAGCUGGAUAAGAACUCUGAUCCGGUUCUAAUUGUAGGUGCUGGUUUAAGCGCUGCUGAUGCAGUUCUGUGUGCUUUUAACAGCAACGUUAGGGUGCUGCAUGUUUUUCGCAAGACUGUAGACGACCAAGACCUCAUUUUUAAGCAGUUGCCGAAGACCUUGUACCCAGAGUACCACAAAGUGUACAACAUGAUGUGCUCCAAGACAUACACCAAUGUGAGCCCUCCUCCUGCUCCCAGCAGACCUCAGGCAGUUAGUAUUGCCUCCUCAGUAUGCGCCAAGAUGUGCCCUAAACCCCAGCUUGCGGCAGGUAACACGGCCGGAGGGGCCAGCGUCAGUCUGUUUCCUGACUACACCAGUUUUCCUGAACACUGUGUGGUGUCCUUUCAGUCUGACAUGAAGUGUUUGCUGCAGGGAAACAACUCCCUGAAGGCAUUCAAGAUCUCCAUGGCCCUGGUGCUGAUUGGAACCAACCCAAACUUGUUUUUCUUAAAGGGGCAGGGCCAGUACCUGAGUCAGGAUCCAACAAAGCCCAUCUCUUGCAAGCAAAAUCCCAUUGACAUCAACCCUUACACUUUUGAGUGCACCAAUGAGCCGGGGUUAUUUGCCAUGGGCCCAUUGGUGGGAGACAACUUUGUUCGCUUUUUGAAGGGGGGUGCCUUGGGCAUCUCCUCCUGUCUUAUAAAGAGACUCAAGAAAAGAGAAAAGCUAAUCAGCAAUGGAGGGAAUAAAUUAAUCUGA